Messenger RNA from Danaus chrysippus (African queen), 294 nucleotides. The record is from the annotation of a GenBank genome assembly. NCBI's taxonomy places the organism in Eukaryota, Metazoa, Arthropoda, Insecta, Lepidoptera, Nymphalidae.
AUGAAGCUUAGUGUGAGUGCGUAUCGAGCGCAUGCUGCUGCGCACAAGAAAAUACUGACUUCAUCGUAUCAGCAGCACUACGGAAGCACUGCUGCUCCAUCCUGCAACCCGCUUCAGCCUUCUAGCUUCACACCGCAAACGUUCAGGUCAUAUAGGCGAAGGAAUAUGUGCAGACACCGUGUACUCUCUCGCCUCCAUGACCUGAGGGCCUGGGCUGAUACAUCAGGGAUAAUGGAGAUGGAAGACGCCGCUGAAAUAACUUCCAACACACGGGCCAUAACAUUAGUCAUUUAA